Dendrobium catenatum is the source of this 892-nucleotide messenger RNA. RefSeq lists its product as uncharacterized. The transcript has 2 exons. NCBI's taxonomy places the organism in Eukaryota, Viridiplantae, Streptophyta, Magnoliopsida, Asparagales, Orchidaceae. The coding region runs from base 64 to 606 and encodes 180 amino acids. The record is from RefSeq and is a predicted model, not a curated record.
UUUCGUGAAAUCUGUGUGAGGCGGCGAAGGGAGAAGAGCGAGCGAGAGGAUUUCGGAAAUCAGAUGGCGUGGUGGAAAAAGGCAUCGACGGGAUUCGGUGGCGAGGGCGAUGGCAGUGCUGAGGAAAGGAGUUGUUCGAAUAGGAGGAUUGUGAAGUCGAGCUGCAGGACGGAGGAGGUGGAGCCGGGAAGGUUCGUAAGGAAAUGCGAGAAGACGGAGCAGCUUCUUCGUCAGUGCGCCGGGAGACCUGCAGAAGUCGUGGAAUCAAAAACCGAGCACACCGAAGAUGAUAUCUCCAAUGACGUUAAGCAAGGCUUUCUUCCUCCAUUUGAGUCAAACGGCUCUGAACCCUUCUCUUUUCCAGGUCUUCGUAAUGAUCUGGAAUCAAUCGAACGAGAGUUUAUUGGUGGCUUCAGCACCUUCAUGGAAGCUACAGAGAAGGUGGCAAACGAGUUCUUCAACUCCUUUGGCGUUCCUUCCAUACAAAGUAGCCGGCCGCCGCUCGAUCACCGGCGAACCCCUGCGCAUUGGCAACAUGAGAGCAGAUCAUCUAAGGAGAUGAAAGAUCAUUAUGGUGAUUUAGAUGUGGAGAUUAGAGAAGUUUGAGAAUCUUUGCUCCUGUCUCGGCAGAUCUUGCAUUUCUAGUUCACAGCUAAGUAAUCAGACCAUCUGAAAUCAUCUUAUUAUUUCAGUUUUUUUUUUUUAAUAACAUAUGUAGCUAUAGUACCAUAUGGAAGUUGUAUAAAAUGAAGCCUAAUAGUUUAAUGUUGGCAGAUUAAUUCAGAAGGAUAGCCUUAGCCUUUUCUAGAUCAGAAUUUCUUAAUGUGUGGAGUUUAAUUAAAAUGAAGCUUAAUUGUGAUAGACCUUUCAUGGUGUGAUCACCAUUGGAAUA